This is a messenger RNA of Coccinella septempunctata (seven-spotted ladybird), 2153 nucleotides long. RefSeq names its product ATP-binding cassette sub-family G member 5. The transcript is spliced from 10 exons. The record is from RefSeq and is a predicted model, not a curated record. Gene Ontology annotation, molecular function: ATP hydrolysis activity; ABC-type transporter activity; ATP binding. Gene Ontology annotation, cellular component: plasma membrane. Bases 143 to 2071 code for a protein of 642 amino acids. NCBI's taxonomy places the organism in Eukaryota, Metazoa, Arthropoda, Insecta, Coleoptera, Coccinellidae.
GCCUUUGCUUUCUCUAGUCUCUACAGUCCGCUAUGUCAGUUUUGUCGGACUCUUGCUAGCACAACAAAAAUAUCAGUUGUAUAUGGUAACAAAAAAAAAAUAAAUAAAUUGCGACUGGAUUCGGUGUUGGUGAGGAUUUUUUAUGAUGAUUUCCAACGACUACGUGUUAGAACUAAACAGUGUGUUCUAUUCUGGGCAAGUGGAACCUGCAUCAUGUGCUCAAAGGCUUCUAGGCAGUGUGAAAACUGGAGUUAUCCUGAAAGAUGUUUCUAUGACCGUGUACUCAGGGGAAGUGAUGGCAAUUUUAGGGUCGAAAGGUAGUGGAAAAAAAGCCCUUCUGGAUGUGAUAGCCAGGAGAGUUCAAGGUCCCACCAGGGGUCAAAUUUUACUCAAUAAUCAACCUCUCAGUUUGACAGUAUUCAAUCAGAGAUGCGGUUAUGUCACGCACAAAUGUGACCUCAUACCAGGACUCACUGUAGAAGAAAACCUAUAUUAUACACCCACCAAGUUGGCAGGGUAUGUGAAGAAGUCAAAGGUCAAACAAGUGAUGGCGGAUCUGGCCCUGUCUCAAAUAGCUGGACGAUGUACAGAAAACCUGAACAAGAGUGAAUUUAGAAGGUUGAUGAUUGGACUCCAGUUGGUGAAAGAUCCUGUUGUUCUCCUCUUGGAUGAGCCAACUUGGGAUCUAGAUCCUUUAAAUACCUAUUUGGUGAUUUCGAUACUUUCAAAUGCAGCGAAAAAAUACGGAUCUGCUAUAAUAUUGACAAUGGAGAAGCCACGUUCCGAUGUGUUCCCAUUUCUAGAAAGGGUGCUUUAUCUCUGCCUUGGAGAUGUUGUGUACUCUGGAGGGACGAGGCAGAUGCUCGAAUAUUUCAACGAAAUUGGUUUUCCAUGUCCACAGCUCGAGAAUCCUCUUAUGUACUACUUAUGCUUAUCAACGGUGGAUAGAAGAUCACGGGAAAGAUUCGUAGAGAGCAACCAUCAAAUUGCUGCAUUGGUUGAAAAAUUCAAGAUAGAAGGUGGAAUAUAUAGGAAGGGUACAUCCAUGAACCAUCCCAUGGAACAUGGUUUAGGAUUGGGCAAUAAGAUUCCUCUACUAUUGGAGAAACCUGGCACAUUUAGAGUUGGAUGGACGCUUUACACACGUCUCAUGGCUUCUACGAUAAGUUUUCGGAAAUGCGGAUUAAAAAGUAUGUUCUUGAGAUUAUUCCUAUUGCCAUUGUUUCACCUCAUGUUAUGGAGCAUUUAUAGAGAGAUGAAGAAUUAUCAACAUACUUUCGUAACGAGGAAUGGAUUGAUUCUGAAUAUUCUGUGUGGAUCAUAUUUCAUUGGAAUUAUCAAUGCGAUCUCUUUAUUUUCGGUCUACAGGACGCGGUACUUUCAAGAAUCCCAGGAAGGCCUUUACGGUGGAACCUCAUUCCUGAUGACCUACAACUUCUUCACAAUCCCAUUCUCUUUGAUCUCAACCGCGUUAGCAACAGCGAUCAUUUACCCCUUGGUCGGAUCGUUCAGCGAACCGAUGGAAUAUUUAUAUUUCACCCUCAUACUGUGGGCCUGUUAUCUAUUUUCCGAACAGCAGACAAUGGCCAUCCUGAUCAUGGUAAAAGAUCAGUUAUCUGCGGCUAUAUUCAGCAUCUACAUCACCUGUGUGUGCAUCGCAGUAGGCAGCGGAUUGCUCAGGUCCAUGAAGGGAUUGCAAGACUGGUUGUACUAUCUGACUUACGGCAUACAGGCAAGAUACGCCUCAGCUUUCCUGAACCGUCAAAUUUUCCUCGCGCCAUCUAUGCAAACGGCCUUGAGCUUCGACCAAACGAAAAACUGCAGCAAUAUGAACCUGAUAGAGAGCUCUGGUUCGCUGUCCAACAACCCUUAUUGCCGUUAUCCAAACGGUCAGGCUUACCUGACUGAAAGAUACAGCAGGGAUGCCACUGACGUUAUUUUCAAUGGAGUACUCGAUUUCGACAUAAAUUUAGGUGUUACCUUCGCCUUUGCCGUUGGGAUGUUGGUGUUCAAUCUGUUCUUGUACAUUCUACCUUUACCGGCGUUCAUAAAGGCGAAAUUCAGGGAAUGACAUUAAGUGAGGUUGGAGUUUUUAUUUAUAAUUUGUUGUGUUAUCGGUAAAAGAAGACAAGGAAAUCGUUGAUUUUGAUGCA